AUGAUCCCCAUACCAGUGAAUGUUUUAAAGGCUUCCCUGUGCAGGUGGUGUAUAUGUGUGUGUAUAUGUGUGUGUUUGUACGUGUGGGCGUUUUGUGCUCCUCCUCCUGCAGGCGUGUGCAGGCUGCUAUCGUCAGUGAUGUCUGGAACAGAGUCUCAUACAGACCGAGAGGAGGACUACAGGUUCCUCCACAGCAUGUUGAUGGAGAAGAAGCUUCACCUGCUCUUUAAGAUCCACGAGCGACUGAAGCGUUUUGAGAAGCGAAGCCCUGUUCCCGUCCAAGAGCACGCAGCGAGUCUGGCCUCAGAUUUGGCGGAGGAGCUGAUAUACCAGGGCUGGAGGGAUGAAGUCAAAGAACUGGUUGCCCUCUUUUCCAAACCCAACUUUAAGAGUCUCCUGUCGGUCCACGACGCCGUAGCUCAGAGAGACUUUGAGCCCACUCUGCCACCGGUACCUGAUGACGUACAGGAGGACGACGAGGAUUCGGUCAAAAUUGUCAGUCUAGUUAAAACCAAAGAUCCCCUGGGGGCAACCAUUAAGAGGGAUAAAUCCACUGGAGCAAUUGUUGUGGCGAGGAUCAUGAGAGGAGGUGCAGCUGAUAAAAGCGGUCUGAUCCAUGAAGGAGAUGAGCUGAAAGAGGUGAAUGGAGUCUCACUGGAGCACAGGAAGCCAAAGGAAAUCCUUCCUCUUCUGGCUUGUUCUCAGGGGGACAUUACCUUCAAAAUAAUUCCUGCCUCCUCCAAGGGAGAAAUGUCAUCUAAUAAGAAGCUGUUUAUGCGGGCUCUUUUUGACUACGAUCCCAACGAGGAUCCCACCGUUCCGUGCAAGGAUGCAGCGGUGGCCUUUAAAAGGGGCGACAUCCUCCAGAUUGUCAGCAUGGAGGAUGACACCUGGUGGCAGGCCUGUCACCUCGGGGACAGCAACGCUCGGGCGGGGCUCAUCCCCUCGCAGCAGCUCCAUGAGAGGAGAGUUGCGCUACAGCGACCUAAAGCCCUGUUCAAGCCUCGACAAGUCAAACCACCAGUCAUGGAGGAUGUAGACUAUGGAGCUAUAACAGGGAUCCACAUUGCGGGUUUAAGAAGGAGUUUCCGACUCGGGAGAAAGAGCAGCCGGGCCAGAGAAGCGGCUCGGUCCAGGAGGUGGAGCACAGGGGUACGCAGCUCAAUUCAUCCCCCGACCUACAUAGAGGUGAUACCCUACCACAGAGACCCAAAGGACCGACACCGUCUGGUCGUCCUGGUCGGGCCCAGCGGCGUUGGCGUUAAUGAACUGAAGAGGAGGCUCCUGAUCUCCGACCCCGACCACUAUGGCGUCACCGUACCGUACACCACACGGGAGAGGAGGAGGCAGGAGAACGAAGGGGUGGAUUAUCACUUUGUGUCCGUUCAUAUGUUUGAAGAGGAUAUUCUCAAUCAUAGGUUCGUAGAAUAUGGGCGAUACCGAGGACAUUACUAUGGAACAAGUCUAGACUCAGUGCACAGAGUGAUGGCUGAGGGCAAGGUGUGCCUCCUGGAUGUGCACCCUAAUAAAAUAAAGCACGUGUACACAUCUGAAUUCAAACCGUACGUGGUGUUCGUGAAGCCCCCGUGCAUCGAGGAGCUACGCCUCACCAGACGGAGAGUUAAAUUCAUCUGCGAUGACGUCGACGACAAGAACUCAGUCAGGAUCUUUUCAGAGGAGGAUUUUGAGGACAUGAUCAGCUUGGCCGAAACUAUGGAGAGCCAGUGCGGUCACUUGUUUGACAAGGUGAUCGUUAACGGAGACAUCGCCAUGGCGUUCAGAGAGCUGAAGGCGGACCUGGAGAAGGUGGAGGAGGCAGACGUCCAGUGGAUUCCUGCGGAGUGGAUGUGCUCUUCACCAACAAAAGUGCGGAGGAGUUGUGGUCUUUUAGACAGCUGGAUUUGAACUUUGAACUCGCAAAGAAACAAAGAAGAAAGGGACAAAAACAAGUCUUAAUCGUAGUAGAAUUCAACACCUUGAACAUUGAAUUUUUUGUCAUAUUUUAAAUAUUUUUCCGUUUGUAAACAAGUCCUGUGGAUUACCACAGUUUUCCAUAGUGUCCCUUGGUGUGUAUCUAAUUAGGCAAACAGAAUCCAUCUCUCUCUC
Molecule: messenger RNA, 2106 nt
Organism: Sebastes umbrosus (honeycomb rockfish)
Lineage: Eukaryota; Metazoa; Chordata; Actinopteri; Perciformes; Sebastidae
Product: MAGUK p55 subfamily member 7-like
Exons: 17
Coding region: 1-1905 (634 amino acids)
Biological process (GO): protein localization to adherens junction
Cellular component (GO): cell-cell junction; plasma membrane
Molecular function (GO): protein binding
Source: RefSeq, a predicted model, not a curated record